GCCGCCAUGUCAGGCGGUCUGUCAGUCCGCCAGGCAGCACGAAGCGGUUGUCGUGGAUCGUUCUGCGGGCCUUUUUGGGGUGUUUUUCCUCUCCCCGGAUGGCCAGUGCCCUCAGGCCGUCGCACAGCAGAACACCUGAAGCGACGCGUUGAUCCUGUGAGCCGUUCUGCUGUUACGUUUGUUCUGUGUUCCUCUCAUGUACUUAAUGGCCUCAUUUUUGUUAAGCUGUUUGUGGACUUCGGCUCCCUUUACUCAGCGGUCGUCACAUCACCUUUGUUUUUAUUCCGCCUUAGGCUUCUUAGCACUGUAUGGAGCCAAAAAUACAACCCCACAGUCACUGUGUGAUCACUUCCAGCUGUAAGACAGACACUGCAGAAUCUUUAUUGCAGGCCAGGUGAAUAAUUAAGAUUAACAUUAAGCCUUCCAGCCAGCAGGGCUGCAGAAUCUUUUACCCGUUACCAGAGUUUUCCUACAGGUGAAACAGGUGCCCUUCUGCAGGAAACAAGCAGCAGCCAUUGGCAUUUCACCUCAUGAAGCAAUGAAGGACAGCAAGUAACGUAUUUGGUCUGUUUGAAGUCAUGGAAGAUGAAUUAAAGGAAAAUUAUUCAUUUUGCAGCUGAGCCAAGUUGCCUUCUCCAUGGCACAGCACUGCAAAUCCACUUCGCCUUUCAAAUACCUCAGGAAAUGAGGUGACGUAUCUGCAUUAUUUCCAUUCACACCCAUGUUGUGUUGUUUUUAUCUUGUCUUUCUGUAGACAGUGUUUUGAGCUUUCUAGUUAAUACCAGCUUAUAAAAGAAAACAGCACAGAAAACGAGCAACUUCAUAAAAGAUAUUUGUUUCAUUUUAAAAAAGACUCUCAGAAGAAAGAAAAAAUACUGCAUUCAAACUACCACCUUAAAGCAGCGUAAACGUUCUCGCUUAUAAUAAAAGUAAGAAUUGCUCGACCUAUACUGUCCAAAAAGUUCUUGUACCUUUAAACCACCCAUUAAAAGUUUUGGCUUUUUUUUUUUUUUACUUGCUUCUGAGGCAGCUUUUGAAAUUUCCACCCCUCAGUGGCAGCACGCGGCAUUCCCGUUCUAUGUCACUUGGGACUUAGAUGUACUAGCAUGUAUUUUUUGUGUCAGGGGUUACAGUGUUUGUUUUUAUGACUAAUAAUGUGGACCUUGGGAGCCAGAUAUCUAAGCGCCGUUGAGGAAAUAUCUAAACCUCUGUUAAAGUGUAAUCCCUUUCAAGGCAUGUCUAUGCAGGAGAGUAAAGACAUCGGAAAGCUCUCAACUGCCCAUGCUCCAAACUGCCUUGGAAGCAAGCCAGUUCCAGCAUAGAAGUCCUUUACCUUAACUCUGCGCUUCUACUAAUGGCCCCAGUGACAUUCCUCUGGUGAGUACAGCAUGCAGAAAGCUGUACUUCCUUCAGAGUAGAUGCAAUGUUAUUGCUUAAAGCAUAGCUCACUUUAAAAUACUAAAGUUAAACAAGGGCAGGUUUCAUGCAUACUCAUUCUUGAGAAUAAAGCCAGUGUAAGAUCAGUGUAAGUGAAUUUUGCCCAAAGUAUACUUCAGACAGGUAUCAAGGUUUGCUUCUUUGUACUUGGUGUCUGAGCUUAUUGAUGUUGGAGUUCUUGACAUAUCCUUUGUUCUAUGAAGCUGUAUAAAAGAAGCCAUAAUUGGUUCUUAGACACCAUGAUAUUUAUAAUCAUUUAGAAACCUCAGAGAGAGCAAUCAUUGAGGGUUUUAUAGAUAGUCAUCAUCUUUAUGAAGUGUAGGAUCUAUUUCUGCGUUGUCUGUAGGACCCUGCUGAGAAUCUCCAUUGUCCUGCUCAUCAAAAAGCUGCAAACUCAGCAUGGGCUCUGCUUCUUUCAAGGAUGUGUGCAUACAUCUCUUAGAAAUAAGCAGUUACGGUUGUUUCAUUAGACCUCUAAUAACAUCUCUACUUCAUUUUCCUUCCAAAUAUGUUUACUUCAGGGUUGACACUUAUAAUGUCAUCUCAAAAGAAAGAGGCUCUCCUGACAGAUUUACAGUUAUUACAAAAUAUGAUGCUAUCUGCAUACAAAUGGACAGUAGGAGCUUUAAAGAGAUUUUCCCUAUUAUUGCUGCCUAAGGAAGCAAUAAAAAUUUAACAUUUACCAUUGGGAAACACCUGCAGAGAUUAAAUUAAAACUAGAUUAUAUGCUUAUCAGUUAAAUGUUACAAAAGCAAACUCUUUAGAGAUUAACAUAAAAAACAUUGCUAUACAAAUCUUAUUAACGGCUUCACUCUUAGUACAAUCCAUUCUACACCUCCGCUGCUCAGGCGUUCUACGUGUGCAACUUAUUAAGUCUUUGUGCAGCUAUACAGUGGGGAGGCAGGGCAGCCUUACUGAGGGCUCUGCUAUCCUGCUGGCAAAUGCCUAUGUUGAUAUUUAGGUUUGUCUUUAAAAGUUGACCUCAAGUACCAUCUGUCCAUCUCUUUCUGAUCCUAGCUAAUUUCUGAAGGACUCUUCACAUUACACUCUCUGUUUCUUGAGCAUGGAACUGAGAUGUGUUCUGGGCUCCUGUGUGGAGUUCUGCUGGGAAUAUUUCUGGAAACCACGCAUCUUUGCUAUUGAACUCUUUCUUUGUUAAGGUCAGCAGGACAGAGGACUUUUGAAAGGCUGGAAGCGGAGAACAAGAUACUGUUGUUGCUGAUAGCAGAUAGUCUUUGUGCCACCUUUGGUACGUCGUGAACAUAUUAUAGAAAAUAGAAAUCUAGGAGGCAUAUGGGCUGGUGUUAUCUGUGAUCUGGAAAUUCAGAAGGCUUCUGGAUUUGGUGUUUGCCAACAAUUUGAGAGGUUUAUGAUGUAGGUAAUCUUCAGACACUGACUUGAAGAGGACACUAUUAGCAUAGAUACUACCUGAACCCGAACUGCAUAGAUGGGGCUUAGAGCUUAUUUCUCCAUCUGGUAUUAUUGCAACUCCUGUAGCUCCAAGGCUUUUUGAAGCAACAUGCCUUUGGAGAAUUCUGAACUACAUAUGGGAAUACACAACUCAGCAAUAGCCACGUCUUCAAUUAUUUACACCAAGGCUUAGGCCAUAAGGAGCUUUGAUUGUGAAGAUCUGACUUGAUUUGAUGGAUCUGGAGAGCAUGACGUUGACAGGAGAUUCAGAUUGUUCAUGACGUGAUUGUAAAAUAAAUCUUGUCAUUUCCCAGGGACAAAUGCAAAGGCCAUGGUUCUGUAAACAUUUCUCUUUUGGACAAAUCUGACCUAGGGACCUCGUGGCCAUUUUUUCCAACCACUUCCCAUAUCCUCCAUUGUGUCAGCACAGACCUUAACAUUUAGUUAAGUGAAUUGGGAGCAUGGAAGGAAUCCAACUUAAAACCUAUCAAUUUAGGUUUAUGAAAAUAUGGAAAAUAGAGCACUGAUCUAUGGAGGUGGGGGAUGCUGAGGUUGAAGAGCAUAGCCAAAGAAUGGGGAGCAGAAAUAGCUGGAACUUGCUUUGCAGGGAAGAAAAAAUGUCUGUGCAAGCUUGGCCUAACAUUUUAAGUAAUAAGUGUUUGUUGGCCCAGAUGAUAUUCACUGAAAGAGGCUAGGGAGUGUUCGAACAAGUAUAUCCAGAUCAGAGGGGUGGUAACCUAUUGCAAAGCAAUGCUCACAAGCCCCUGGGCAGACUGAGGGAGGACUCUUCUGUCAACACAGCUGGGUUUGGGAGGAGAUAUGUGUCCACAGACACAACUCCCUGCACUGUCACAGUGUGCACCAAUCUUGCCUCACACCUCGCUCCAAAAUGUAAGGUACUGUGUCUUCCAGCACUACUGUAGUGUGCAGUUUUGCCCUCCCAUGUGCCUGAAGGGGUGAACUGUACCUUAGCAUUUUUAUAACAGACUUUCUUUUGAGGGUAGGUAAUGGAUGUGUUUGGUAACCAGCAGAAGCCAUAGGUACAUCCGAAUACUGGGUGUGAGUGUGUUCUGUCAUUUUACUUGGACGAAUUACAGUAUUUAACUUGGAAUGGCCCACUCAUGUCUUUUGCUUGACUUUCAGGCUCUGAGCUGUGUGAAUUACUGACAUGGGAAUUUAAGAUGUCAUUUAUCAAAAAUCACAUACGUUUUCGUACGUGCAUACCUGUAUCCAAGGUGGGGAAACUACUUAACUGCAGUCUGAAUUUUCCAGUCAGUAUACAAAGUAAUUCACUUCUACUGCCACUAGAGGUAUAACAUUCACUUGAGCAAAUACCAAAGGAAACAUUUGGUUGGAAGCCUUGCCCAUAUUAAUAUUUCAUUUUUCAAAUAAUGCUUUUGAUCUGGAUUUUUUUGUUUUGUUUUGUUUUGGAGGCCUCAUCCUACUUUGCUUUUUCCUGUUGAGAACUCUUUCUUUUACUGAACUAAAGCUAACUAUUUGUGAGAUGGAAGGCCACUUUGUGAUUAGAGGGUGCAGAACUGAGUGCUUAUUUAAGCUGCAUAAAAAGCUAAAUUAGAAUGUCAGUCACCAUAUUGGUCACCUGUGACUGGCUCACAUGCAAGCUUGUACCAGCACAUUUGUAAAUCUUCUUUCACAUUGCUUGUUGUUCUCCUGGGUACUUAUGUUUAUUCUGAAAUGCAAACAUAAAAGAAUAAGAUUUGAAAUUAAUUUCUUUUGUAUCUAUUAUGACCAGCUUUCGUUUAGAUAGAAUCUCCCUUUUGAAACUCAUUAAAACAUCACGAAAGUCCCAUGUCUCUGCCAGGGCUGGCAGGAGGAUUGUGGCCUACCCUGGGAUUUAAUCACAGCUCUGCAGUAUGCGUACUGCUGGAGUGCAGGGCAGGGGAUGGUUCUGAACCGAGCUGUGGGGGUUUCUGUGAGAAAGCAGUGGUUGACUAAAUGAGGACUAACUGCAGCCCUGCUGGUGCACAGCCUCUAACUGUUUGAAGUUGGUAGCCUUUCUUUCAGAGCUUCCGACACACUCAGCAGCAGCCUGCCAGUGCCGUGCUGCAUGCUCACAGGCUGGAAGCAGUGAGUUGCUGGGGGAACUGCCCGCUGUGCCCCUGCACUGCGCAGGCCCCAGCAGCUCUCCUGCUGCAACCUGGCAUUUCCACAUGCUGCAUUGCACCUCCUCCUCACUUUUGCCCGAUGAGCACACUGAUGGCAGCUAAGAAAGAUGAGAGAAUGACAGCUUGAGAGACUUGCCCACCUGACUCCUGGCUCAGCAAUGAGAAAUGGAAGUAUAGGAAGUCCCAUGGUGAAUGCUGGAGGGAGAGAGCUCUCUUAAGAGUGAAGUUUAACAGCUAAGGGAACAGUUACAUAAAAAGGAUGAAUGAGCAACAACAAAAGAGGAAGGCUGGGAUCAUAUAAUCUGAAAACUGGAACCACCAUUUAUGAUUUCCUAUUUAGCUGCCUUAGCUUGUGAUCCUGUGAACGUGCUGGUACCAGAGCCUAGAUGCAAGGAGCCACGGGUCAGCCUUCUGAGUCUUUACUAGCAAACUGCAGCUUUGCAAGAUGGGAAAUAUAUAAGGUGACUGUGAGUGCUUGCCACAUGGUUCAGCUCUGCACUGAGCAACAGGAACUGCCACACUGUUUCCAGGAACAGCCAGUGGGGGAUGCUUAGAGAUGAAGAAAAAGUGCAUAUGCAAAAACAUCUUAGCUUGGUGUAUCCUCCUGGCUUUGUGAGGUCAGUGUGGUAAAGGCUCUGGGAAAACCCAGAAGUUUCAUCUUACCUACUGUAUUUAUUUGCUGUUGAUCACACUGUCCACGAAUUUGUGUAAUGUCGUUUAAAAUCCAUUUUCAGUCUCCACAAUCUCUUGAAGCAAUGACUGCCACUCUGUAAUGGUGGACUGUAUGAAAGAGUACUUUCUUUUGGGUGUGUUUGUUUUAAACCUGCUGCAUAAUGAUUUUGUUGGAUGCUCCCUUUUGUUGGAUGCUUUUAUACUAGAAGAGAAAGCAAACAAUUAUUCUGCAUCUCCCUUCUCCAUUCAGGAUUUUAUAGACUGCUAUCACUUCUCUCUGCAGUCAUCUUUUUUUUAUUUCCAACCUGAAGAGCUCUUGCCUAUUUAAUUUCUUCUUGUAGUGAAGCUGCUCUGUACCUCAAAAAGAUAAACAUGGGCUUCUCAUUACUGCUCUCUUUCUUCUUUCUCUCAGGUAGAAGUGCUGAGGAAACCUUAUACGGGAAUACCAUAGUUCAAAGAUUAUUUGGUGCCUCUUUGUGCCAAAAUAAUUAGCCUUCAGCUCCUAGAAGUUGCCAAAAGUUUCCAAAGGGAAAACUCUGUUGUUGUAAACCUCCAGUUUGAGAUUGCAUUCAUAUCCUAAAGUAGAUAAGAGCACACGGCGAGUAAACAGGAGAAACGUCUGGAUUUGAAGUCCUCCUUUGCUGCCAACAAACCUUCAAGCUUAAUACACAGAAUUUGAGUGCAAGGAAGUGACAAAAUUGGGACCUGAGAGAUCAGGAAGUUCAGUAAUUCAGGCUGUACUGAGCAACGUCAGCAGAGCUAAACAGGAACAGAGAGCAGAGUGUGUGGGUUGUUGGGGUUUUUUGUUUUGUUUUGUUUUGUUUUUUGUGGUUUUUUCCCCCACCUCAUUUAGUCCAGAGUAAGUGCUGCAUCUUCUGGCAUGGGUAAAUCUUAAGAGACAGAGAAGUAGGCAAAAAAUUAAAUAAAAAGUUGCUGUCUUCUCUGUGUUCCCAUCUGGCAUAAAUAUGCAGUUUCAGAGAGGCAAAUGCAGGUGUCUUCAGCCUCAUGGGAAAGCAUCUGCUGGAACACCUUGCUGUCCUUUCAUUCUGGCAGAUUUGCAGUUUUCCACCUUGUGCCUUUUUAUUUAUUUAUUUAUUUAUUUAUUUUGCCCCACUGCAUCAGAUUCAAGCUAUUCAAAACUCUGCGCGCCUUUGCUGCCAUGUCUCAGUUCUCUGAAUUUCCUGUGUGGUCUGUCCUGCUGGCAGUUCUACUGCACCUCACUGUCUGCUCCUGCCAUCUCCUUUUAUCAUGGAGCUGGUCUUACAAGACAAAGGUUUUAUCUCUGAUUAUGCUUGUACUGGAAGUUGUUCCAAACACCACCUACCAGAUACCCAAGGAGUUGAGCCUUUCCUUCCUCGUCCUUGUUAUCUAAAAUAAAAAUCAUUAUUGAAGAAUUGAACCUCUGUUUUGUUCUCGUGUGCACUUGCUUUUUGCUGAGUUUCCUUCUAACACCAACAGUGCUUCUUGGGCCUUUCUCUCCUGUCCCGCCUUGUUGUUUUGUUACCACCCACUCAUUAGAUCAUGUCUGAAAUUAGCUUGAGAGAACUACAGGGCAGGGUUGAUUUCUUGUCUUUUUACUGAGGGCUUGGCACAGUUUUGAGUGGCUUUCAGACUGGGGGCAGGGUGAGGAGUGACAGCAACAAAAUAAGUCAUUGUGCAGGUUGGGGAAACCAAGGCAGGAAGGCCAGGUAGCUACAGAAGAUGCUGGUUGAAGGUCUGUAUCAGGAACAGUAAGAGCUUAUGUAGCACUAAAGCCUGUGCUUUGUGUAGAUAAUCCUCUCCGCUUCUUUAACCAUCUUCGGUGAAAAAUAGUCAUUAGGAUAAAAUUCUGAACUCUUCUGGGGAAAAAAAAAUAACAUUUUGUAAAAGUCUUUUAUUUUACCAUAAGCAUUUUCAUUACACGGUGUUUUCUGUAAUAGCUUUGGGGAUGAGGGGGGCGUUGGUAUUGUAGUUUUGUUUUCCUGGCAACUAAAUAAUGAUAAAUGUAUUGAUGCCAUUAAACAAUUCAAUUUCAGCAAGGUGAUAAUGAUGAUCUAUUAAAGUGAUGUUUUUUCUGAGAUGCUACCUCGUGCCCCAACUCCAUGCUGGCUGGGGAUAGUGGGUGUUCCCCCACGGACUGAAAUGAUGCUGAGUGCUGAAGAGUGACUCACAGACCGAAACCAGAGUCAUGGGGUAUGUACAGGACUUGGGGCUCCCUGAGACUUGCAGUAGGGCCUGGUGUGCUUUGGAUCAGGUGCAGGCAGGAUGUGGAAUGCACCAUCAGGUUAGGUAAACUUUCUCUGUUGGAGAUGCUUUUGAAAGCUGUAAGGGGUAGCUUCUCUUGCAGGCAAGACAUGCACAUAGGAUAUAGUAGAAAGUCAUAACUGUGUCCAGGAAUGAAACAGGUGUGGCUUUACCUUUAUGGUGAAAUCUCUCAGUUCAGAGUAGAUCCCCAGCCUACGUGAGCAUUCUUUGCCUGUCUUAUAUUUUGCCUCGUAGAAUAUAAUAAAAAACAAAUCUUGCUACUUUGCACAUUCGUUUAGUUCAUAUUGCUGCUUUCCAAAUGGGUACUACUCCAGAUUUAUUUAUUUAUUUAAUAUAAUGCCUUUCAUCCAAAGAUCCCAAGCUGAUUUGGCCCAGUUCCCAGGUACAGCUUAGCAACACUCAGCAUAAGACCAGUAAAAGGAAGUAUCAGGGAAUUUCACACAGUUCUUGGCUGGCUGUCAAUUCAAAUGCACCUACAGGUCAGAGCAUCCCCAGGGCUCCUCCAGCCUCUGAGCCCCUGCUUGCUGUGGCUGUGACUGCCUGGUACACACGGCUCCCGCCUCAGGCUACCAGAAAUCCUUCUCCUGUUCUUUCCUCUGUUGUCUCCCAGCAUGCAUAAGAGAUGAUAAUCUUUGUUGGGAAAACUCAGUGAGAUUUGCAGGGUCUUAAUCUGAUGCUAUUUGCAGUUUGAUCACAAAGAUGCACGGAGCUGAAGCACGCAUUUUUGGUUUUGUAUCUCUCUGCAGAUGCAUAGAUAUGUGCAGUAUUCUGAUUUCUUUUUCUCAUCUUCACAUUUACAGUAACUCAUUUCUCCAGCUUGCUGCGCUCACUGUUUCAGUUUCUUUUCCAGUAGUCAGAAUGGUUUUUGUUUGUUGUUGCUUUCUGUUAUUGCUUCAAACUUUCUGAAUGUUGUUUCUUCUCUGGAGGGAUUCUUGGGCAUUGAAAUCAGCUCUCAUAUGGAGAGCCUUGCCUGUCUGGAAAUUUGUUACUGCAUGUUUUGCUGUUCAGAGCGUCUCCUCGGAGACAUUUUGUCAGAGUUUUGCUUAUCUACCACUAUUGCAAAAUGAUCCACCAUCUUAUGCAAUCAAUCACUUCCUUAUAGCCUUCUCAUUGGUCUUUAAAGCAAAAUAGAAAUUAAACUGUACCUGCUGUUAUGCAGGUAGUGGUGAUCUGUCUUUUACCUUUGGACCACAGGCAGUACCAGCUGCGCUCACAUGAAAACCUUGCAGAGGCACAUGGGAGCCCUCUGGACCAUGACAUUGGUGAAAGCAGCUGGCAGCCCUGUGAGGGCCUGAGGGUGGUUGUGCUUUCUUGUCUGAAAGAGCCAAGGACAGGACAGUUCAGUCUGUUUAGUGGAGCUGUGUUUGUGCACUAUUGCUGCCCUGCUGGCAGCAGCUUUCUAGGAAUGGCUGUGUGACAAGGAAUGGCUGGAGGUUCACAUCUCUCCUUAGUGUGCUUGCAACUGAACUGAGAUGCAUGCUUGCCCACCUUCCUGGCCUCUGUAAUGUACAGCAAAGGCUUAAACUGUGGGUUUGGGGUGAGAGAGAGAGAGAGAGAGAGAGGAAACAAUGCUGGCUGGACUCUUCCCCUUCACUAAAAGGCGUCUUUUACUGCAUGGAAGAGAUGACAUGACUUAAUGAAACUCUCAGAUGUUCCUUGAAUUAUUUUCCUGAGCAUAGAGCUUUCUCUUUUUGUGGUUAAAUAUGACAGUUAUAGUGCUGUGUUUAUGCACAGUCAAUAAAUCAGCAGAAAACGGGCUGCAGACAGGGCAUGUAUCUGUUGUCUAUUUCUCAUACUUCAGCUGAAAAUGGAAUUUUUGAAUUCACUGAAGCCUGUGAAAAGAAAUCCAAGUGCCAUGGGAGGUUCACACAAAGUCUGAAGGCUCACAGCAAUAUGGGAUUUGUACCUCAGCUUCAGUUGCUGUCCUCUCCCUGCAAACCCACGCUCUUCAAACCUUGUAGAAAGUUGACUGACUUUCAAACUCUGACUUGCCUUUGGUGGAAAGAUAACAGAAAGGAGAAUGGAGCAAGUGAAGGGAGCAGAAGUCUUUAAGGGCUGAGUUACUGUUUGUGGAAGCAUGCAUUGUACUUACAACAUCAGAAAGGAAAAAACAGUGCUAGUGAGCAAUAUCCUGGAACAUACUCAUCUACUUCUUGUUGUAUUUGUUUGUUUGUUUUUCUUUCUUUCCAGAAGGGGCUGUGUGACACAUUGGCAGAAGAAGCCUGUCCCCUUCCAUUGUCUGGCUCAAGAAUGGGUAACUGCUGAGGGGUGAGAGUCUUUAGCCCCGAUAUAGCACAAAAUAUCAAAGGUCUCGAAUUUGCUCAGCUUCUGCCAUCUCAGAUACAAUUCUCUAUAUUCUCACUCUGCCAUAUAGUUACCAGAGCUUUGGAAGGAUGAAGUUAUUAUUUAGCACAGGUUUUUAUUAUUAAUCUUACUAGAGAUUGACUGCACACAAAUUCAUAUUGAAAUCAAACGUCGUAUUUCUGAAAGGGACAAUAUAGAUUUAUGGCUGGCUAAGUGCUGAACACUUCUAAAAUCUCACUGCAAUACUGAAACUUCUGUCUAACGUGCUACUGCAUGAAUCCCUUAGCCCUGUGGCAGCUCCUUUUCUGGAUAAUGGGGAUUAUACUUCCCAAUUGGCUGCAUGGAUUCAUUAUUGUUUUUACAGUUAUUGAACAGUUACCAUUUUUGCUCUGGCUUGAAGCUUUUUAAAUAAGUCAUCAGGGCAGCUGUAUUACAAGACCAAGACAGGGAGCUGCAGAAGUGGAAGGAGGUUUGAAGGAACUGGAUUUUAAAUGGGUAUUUUCUAACUAAGGUAUCAAGCACGUCUCAAAUUCAUAUGGCUAAUUGGUGCCAAAGCUGAUGUUGGUUGGUGUCCCAAGGAACAGGGCUAGAGUCUCACAGGUGCGUUGCUUUUUCAGAUAAGAAAGCAGCUAGGGGAGAAAACAAAGGAACAGAUGAAGCAAUACAGAAGUGUUGAGAAGAAUGGAACAUUGUUAGAGCUAAAACCCUGUUAGAUGCCACAGCUUAGAUGUUAUGCUGUGUUAGGACAAGGAACAGAAAAAGAGUAACUUAUUGGUGCAGCAGGAAAAUAUGCAAUUGAUCUGUUGGAUCAUUCUUACAAAAUAAUGCUUCCUUCUGUUUGACAGUAUCUACAUAGGAGUGAUUUCAAAAUAUUUAAUUGUAGGAGAGCUUAAUCUGCAGUAGCUGUUCUGAUUAAUUUCCCCUUAGAGACAAUUUCUUUAACGAUCAGAGCUAAAGGAAUUAAAAUGAGUGUAAUUUCAAUAGAAAAUUAAGAAUACUUUGAACUUUAUAGAUGUAACAAAAGUCUGUCACCAUAGCUGCCAAGCAGUCAGCACUGAAAAACACAAAUUCCGUAGAGUGGUAGUAGUAAAGAACUACUCUCUAUUACUGCAUUCAUGCACAUUAGCAACUGUGGUGCCCAUUAUUUUCAGUAAUAAUAAUUAAAAAAAAAAAAAGCCUCAUUAAACUAAAUAAGUGACGUGUACAGUGCCCAGGAAAUCGCUGGCCUGUAGCUCUUGUGGUGUCCAGCAGGAGCAAGCUCCAAAAGCCAGAAUCCUCAAGAGAGGCAGAGUAUGUGAACCUUGCCUGCUGCUGCCCUUACAAAGGUCAUCCUCCUCUGAAACUGGAAGCAGAAUGUUUUGUCUUGACCUUUAAAUAUUACGUUUGAAUGUGAGAGAACUGGCUUUCAAGUUUCAGGCAGUCUGGAUUUAAAACAAACAAACAAACAAAAAACAACAACAACAACAUGAAAAUGUGAGGGUAUGAACUUGUAACUGUUUAGCAUUUGACGCAGCCUGGCUCGAGGACACUGUAGGACGUGAGGCCCCUGGAUUGCCAGUUCGAAUUGGCUGAGAUCAGCUGGAAUCAAAAGUUAGGCUCUGACUUCAUCUGGUUGAUGUGAGAGAAAUGCAUAGGUGGCCUCAUCAAGUUCUCAGUGCGGGAACCUAGCGGCAUUAGCUGGCAUCUCCUACCAAUAGUUUACUUUCCAUUCAGGCCUUAGCAAAUCUAUUCCUAUCUAGGAGCUGUCUUUCCAGACUGACACGCAGCAGGACAAAAAAAAUAUGGUAUCAGUAUUUUUGCCUUAUCUGUAGAGAUUCAAAUCCUGUUCCUGCAGUCUGGCUCCAUUGAUAUGCACUAAUACUUACAUAAAAUUAUUUGCCUGUUUAUCCCUCCUGGCAUUUCUGCUAUGAUUGCUAACAUUCAGAAACUUUAAACACAGCUGCAGUCACAGAUAUGUAACUUACAGACAGGGCCUAGAUAAUGGAAUGGAGAGGCUCCAAGUCUGACAGUGCUUGUUUUCAAAAUAAGCUGCUUCUCAACUAUUAAUUAAUCCACUUACAGCACACUACAAUUAAAUACUUUGAUAAUGGGAUGUGAAAAAUAUUUGCAGAAGCUUUUAAAACAAACCCCCACGAACCUCUUUCUGCAAACGCUGUGGAGAUUUGGCACUGGCCUCUAUUGUGGUUGUGUCUGCGACCACAAGGAACAAGCACAUCCCUGAACUACCUGCACCUACAUCUGAUUAUAUUUGGAUCAACACGGGUAAUGACAUCUUUACCAACCUUUGCAUUUUGUAAUGCUCUGUAAUGGGGAUUGUAGCGCUCACCUGUGGUGUUGUGAAAUAACUAUUGCCCAAGGAACUGAGAAACAGAGUGAGAACUGUGCCUCUGCUUAUUAUUUGAGUGAAGAGCAAGAAAAAAGAUGCAGAGCGAGCCUUUGAAUGUAGAAGCACUGGAAAAUAUUAUUAGCUACUUAAUUAUUGCUAACUAAGAUUCAUGUUGACAGCGCUGCUUUUGUGUUUCUUGGAUCCAAUCCUGGAAGCAAACGGGCGACUGCAAGCAGACACAGCACUGAAUGCUGCCCAGGUCCCACCGCACCGAUCCGGUGCCCAUUGGUGGCACUGGGGCUGUGACUGAGCAGCCUGCUGUGAACCGAGGCCUGAGCUCUGUGCUGCAGCACACCGUGGGCCCUCCCCUGUCAGGCUGGUGGUUUUGAAUCCCCCCCGCCUGGGAGGGGAGCCGUGUGUGGUGUGGUCGGUUUGGCUCUGGCUCACCGUGCCCUCAGCUGGGUGCCCCAUCGGCACAUGGUGGGCUGUGAGAGCCCCACGUCCCGCCCUGCUUUGGAACUCCGGAAGACAACUGUUGCCUGAGCAGAAACCAGCGCACGGAAGGGCGGAGGAUUUAGUGCUUAAGUGAAACAUCCAGCGACCGAGAGCACAGCGGUUAUGUCACAGGUGAUUAGCCCCAUUGCUCCGCUCCGUGCUCCACGCCUGCUCGUAGCUCUGCUCAGGCCGUCGAGGGUAGGCCGCGGCGGGCAGGUGUGGGGCGACGGCGGCUCGGCGCGGCUCGGCACGGCUCGGCCUGGCCCGGCCCGGGGGAGCGAUGGGAGCGGGCCGCGAGGCCGGAGCCGAGAGCGGGCCGUGAGGCGCCGAGCCGCUGCCCGGAGCUCCCCCCGCCGCCGGGCCGGGAGGGGCAGCCCCUGGGGCGAGGGGCGGGGAACCCCGCAGAGGGGCGGGGUGGACUGACAGGUGUGCGCGCGCGCAGGGCUCCUCUGGCGCCUCCCUCCUCACCCCGCCUCCCUCCUCAUGAAUAUGCAAAUAUGGGUAUAAUUCGCAGCCAAUGGCGUGCGCGCUGGUCACAUGGUGCUGGUGGAAGCUCAGGGAAGAGAAGUUGAGUCUCGGCGAACACAGCAGCUCAGUAACGCGCCGCAGCCGGACCGAGCGGAGCCGGGGCGGGCGGGCGGACAGGCGGCGGCCGGGGGCGGUGAGCCGCUGCCCCCUCCCACCUCCCCACAGGGUGCCCGGCGGGCCGGCGCUCUGCCUGGACCAUGCCGAUCCUCCUCUUCCUCAUAGACACGUCCGCCUCCAUGAACCAGCGGGCGUAUCUAGGCACCAGCUACCUGGACAUCGCCAAGGGCGCCGUGGAGAUCUUCAUGAAGCUGCGGGCCCGGGACCCGGCCAGCCGCGGCGACAGGUACAUGCUGGUUACCUUCGACGAGCCGCCCUACUGCAUCAAGGCUGGAUGGAAGGAAAAUCAUGCAACGUUUAUGAAUGAACUGAAAAAUCUGCAGGCGUCAGGACUAACAACCCUUGGUCAGGCACUCAGAUCAUCUUUUGACUUGUUAAAUCUCAAUAGAUUAGUGUCUGGAAUAGACAACUAUGGACAGGGAAGGAAUCCAUUCUUUCUUGAGCCAUCUAUUUUGAUUACCAUCACAGAUGGAAACAAACUGACGAAUACAGCUGGAGUUCAAGAGGAGCUUCAUCUUCCUUUGAAUUCUCCUUUGCCUGGAAGUGAACUAACCAAAGAACCAUUUCGUUGGGAUCAAAGACUGUUUGCUCUAGUGCUGCGUUUGCCAGGAGCUGCAUCUGUUGAACCAGAGCAGCUUGGGAGUGUGCCUACUGAUGAAUCUGCUAUCACACAGAUGUGCGAAGUUACAGGAGGUCGUUCUUACUGUGUUCGGACACAAAGAAUGUUGAAUCAGUGUUUAGAAUCUCUAGUUCAAAAAGUCCAAAGUGGAGUUGUUAUUAACUUUGAAAAGUCAGGACCAGAUCCAGCCCCUAUUGGAGAAGAUGGACUUGUUGAUUCAUCCAGGCCCAUCAAUUCAUUUGCUUCUCAACCGUGGCAUAGUUGUCAUAAACUCAUUUAUGUACGGCCUAACCCCAAAACUGGUGUUCCUGUUGGGCAUUGGCCAAUCCCAGAAUCUUUUUGGCCUGAUCAGAAUUCACCAACACUGCCUCCACGCACGGCUCACCCUGUUGUGAGGUUCUCCUGUGUUGAUUGUGAGCCAAUGGUAAUAGACAAGCUUCCUUUUGACAAGUAUGAGCUUGAACCUUCACCCUUAACGCAAUACAUCUUGGAACGAAAGUCUCCCCAUACCUGCUGGCAGGUAUUUGUGAGCGGCAGUGGAAAAUACAGUGAGCUUGGCCAUCCGUUUGGGUAUUUAAAAGCAAGCACUACUUUAACCUGUGUAAACCUCUUUGUGAUGCCUUACAACUACCCUGUUUUGCUUCCAUUGUUAGAUGACUUGUUUAAGGUUCACAAACUUAAGCCAAAUCUGAAGUGGAGACAGGCUUUUGACAACUACUUAAAAACAAUGCCUCCUUACUACAUACUGCCAUUAAAGAAAGCCCUAAGGAUGAUGGGAGCUCCAAAUCUGAUAUCAGAUAAUUUAGAUUGUGGACUUAGUUACAGUGUUAUCUCUUACCUUAAAAAACUCAGCCAACAGACAAAAAUAGAGUCGGAACGGAUUAUAGGUUCAGUGGGUAAGAAAGUUCCACAAGAAAUUGGAAUAAAGGUGAAAAAUCAUUCCAGUGGCCUCUCCUUGGUACACAGUAGGGAUUUUAAGCAACUGCUUCAAGGUAUCACUGGGGAAUCUCCACUGAGACUGGCGGAAAUGAAUGUUAAAGAAUUUGCUGGCUUCCACAUAGGACUCUUAAACAAGGAUUUGAAGCCACAGGCAUUCAGGAAUGCAUAUGAUAUCCCUCGUCGCAGUCUUCUAGAUCAGCUAACUAGGAUGAGAACCAAUCUUCUGAAAACACACAGACACAUCGUGGGGCAGGAUGAAGACUGCCUUCACAGUGUUCCUGUUGCUCAAAUGGGAAAUUACCAGGAAUACUUGAAAAUGAUGCCUUCACCCCUUCGGGAGAUUGAUCCGGAUCAACCAAAAAGGCUUCAUACAUUUGGCAAUCCAUUCAAACAGGAUAAGAAGGGUAUGAUGAUAGAUGAAGCAGAUGAAUUUGUUGCUGGGCCUCAGAAUAAGAUUAAGCGUCCUGGAGAGCCAAAUACUCCAGCAUCUCUGAAGAGGAGGCGUAGCAUGUCACCACUGCUGAGAAGGCCACAGUCACCACCAGUUGUAACAAAUCAUGUUGGUGGGAAAGGGCCGCCAUGUGCUUCUGGAUCCCCAGCACAUAUGAACCUCAAAGGUGUACCAACAAAUAAAGACACCACUAACAAUAUUGUCCAAGAUGGUAAUGGAGAGAAGAAAGCAGAAAAUUGUCAGUUGCUGGAAAAACAAAUUGAUGGCAUAUCUGUACAAAUGGCUCCUUCUGUUCCAGCUGCUAUGGGAGAUGAUGAAAUGCUACCCAAUGACUUGGACUCUCUACCUGAUGAGUUCAACUGUUUAAGUGAAGAUGGCUUGGAUCACAAACCGGGUACCAAUGCACUUGUUCAAGGGCCUCUAAAUUACAGUGUGGCUGGAGAUGACCAAAAACGAGUGAUGGAGUCAACUUCAGAAUCUGUGCCAAAUUCCUUUAAAAUAACACCUAUGAUGUUGGAGGGAAACAAUGCUGAUAUCAAAAUUAAAGUGAUGAAAGAGGUUCGCAAACCUGGAAGAAAUUAUGAAAAAAUCUUCUCUCUUCUUGAGGAGGUACAAGGACCUAUGGAAAUGCAGAAGUAUUUCAUUGAAUUUGCUAUCAAGGAAGCAGCAAGGUUUAAAAAACGUGUCUUAAUACAACACUUAGAGAGAAUACUAGAGGAACUAGAGUUCAACAGCCUACCCAACAGAGUUAAUCAUGUCAACAGUAGAUAAUAGUUUACCAGCCAGACGAAUACGGACCAGGAAUGAGUUUGCUGUGCCGCAGAAGAGUGGAAGAGAAUGCAGCUGUUGCCGUCACCAUCUUGGCAGUCAACUGAUUUUACUGUCAGAGUCUGAGAAGAAGCAGUGGAGCUUUAACUUUACGAACCUCUAUCGGCAGAAGCUGGGCUAUAACCUUAAGGAUUUGCUAUGAAAGGUGUGGCUUUUUUCCUGUGGAGGGUGCUAUUUGCUCAACAGGCUGAAGAAAAUAACCAUUGCUGCCCCUCCUGCAGGUGAUGAGAAUUUACUCAUUUGAACACUGUCAUUAGACAUUUUACGUGCUAUAGGCAGCAGGUUGCACUAAAUGGGGCACUGUCAAAUGCACACACUGUCUGCAUCGUGGAGAGAUCCCAUGUGUUCCCCAAAAAAAACCCUCCCAGAAACACCUGCACUGGUAAUAUUGCAUGUUGCCACCACAGAGACAAGGGUCUUGUUCCUGAGAACUACUAGCCAUGCCUUUAAACUUGAGAUUCAGUGUAGAUUGAGAGUAAAGAAACUGCUAUUGUGUUAAUGAAAGCUAAAGACAGCCCUGUGACUGUUACCACCUGAUGGUCACUAAACAAUCUACCUCAGACUCUCUUCUGUUUUGUCUGCAGACAUUAUGAAAGUGCACCUGAGGCUUCCCAGGUCCCCGACUUCAGUUCUCUUUCAUCCUGUGAGGAGGACGGAGAUUCUUCAGGUGGCCUUGGCACACGCUGUGCUUUGGAAGCACUAAAAGGAAACGCUUUUAAAAACGUGUAUUUUAAUGUUCAUACAAAAGAGAUUAUUUUGAACAGUAUUGUUACCAGAUCACUAAUUUGAUAUUUUAACUGUAUAAAUUUUUUUGGAACAUAAUGUAUAUAUAAAAUAAACCAUUUUAUUAAUUUUUAA
Gallus gallus (chicken) is the source of this 17354-nucleotide messenger RNA. It is a transcript of the gene INTS6L, whose product is annotated as integrator complex subunit 6 like. The coding region runs from base 13740 to 16439 and encodes 899 amino acids. The record is from RefSeq and is a predicted model, not a curated record. Lineage: Eukaryota; Metazoa; Chordata; Aves; Galliformes; Phasianidae. The transcript has 24 exons. Gene Ontology annotation, biological process: snRNA 3'-end processing. Gene Ontology annotation, cellular component: integrator complex.